CUUCAGAGUAUUGCAGAAAUGCUUCGUUUGAAUGUUCCUAAGGCUCUGAAGUUAGCUUUCAACAAUUUAAAGGAUUCACAAUACAAAACUCGAGAUAGUUCAAUAAACGAUGUUGGUUUAUUUGAAAGUGUUGAGAUGUCCGUGCUACUUUGUAACGACGAGUUUAUCUGUAAACUUAACAAAGAAUGGAGGGACGAGGAUCAUGCCACUGAUGUCCUGUCCAUGUCACAGCAUGUCCCAGAACUGAAGCUUCCAAUUCUUAUGUUAGGUGAUAUUGUCAUUUCCGUUGAGACUGCUGCGAGGCAGGCGGAGGAACGGGGACACACACUCCUUGAUGAGAUUCGGAUACUCCUGGUUCGUCACUUGAUCGCCCUUUUUGUUUUAAGAUAAAAGCUUAGAAUUUUG
Messenger RNA from Cucurbita pepo subsp. pepo (vegetable marrow), 405 nucleotides. The record is from RefSeq and is a predicted model, not a curated record. Lineage: Eukaryota; Viridiplantae; Streptophyta; Magnoliopsida; Cucurbitales; Cucurbitaceae.